AAUGCCGUUGUAGUAUAAAGAAUAUGUACCUCGUGUUUUCCGCAUAACGGCAUAACCAAAGCCGAAGGGAAGGAGGUGAUUUUCCCAUUUCUGAUAGAGUGAGACCUCCGGGAGGAGGAGCGCGUGAUGGCGGAGAAGAGGAAGCAGGCGGAGCACGACAGCGGCGACGUCGUUUUCGGGAGGCAGAAGAAGGUGCGAGAGGACACCGUGACGGAGGACGAGGUGGAGGAGUUCUUCGCGAUUCUGAGACGAAUACACGUGGCGGUCAGUCACUUCAGGAAGGUUGACGGAAACGGCGCAAGGAUGACGGCAAAGGAAGGGUCAAGGAGAUUGAGGGAAAUCCUGGAGGGGGAGAGUGUGGUGGCCGUUAACGGCGUGAAAGGGGGGAAGGGGACGAGGAGAUCAGAAGAGGAGAAUGUUACUGCGGGUUUUGACUUGAACGCGGAUCCGAGUCCGGAAUGUGACCCGCUCUAGACGGAUCCUAUUAUGUGACUGUAUUAAUUGUUAUUAUGUUAAUAAUUGUUUACCUAACACCCUUUGAAUUGUUGAAAGAGAAAUGUGGAAAUUACUUUU
This is a messenger RNA of Corylus avellana, 573 nucleotides long. RefSeq names its product protein NIM1-INTERACTING 2. NCBI's taxonomy places the organism in Eukaryota, Viridiplantae, Streptophyta, Magnoliopsida, Fagales, Betulaceae. The record is from RefSeq and is a predicted model, not a curated record. Gene Ontology annotation, biological process: regulation of systemic acquired resistance.